Molecule: messenger RNA, 6270 nt
Organism: Acanthoscelides obtectus
Lineage: Eukaryota; Metazoa; Arthropoda; Insecta; Coleoptera; Chrysomelidae
Source: the annotation of a GenBank genome assembly
CUGAUUGUUAGACGAAAAAGGCGUAGGAGCGACACAGUACCAAAACAGGUUCUUCGAUACCCAUAAAAGCAACCAAACUGAAAAAUGGCAAACGAUGACGCAAACGCAAAACUUGACGGUGUAAUUUUAAUCGUUAUUCAUUUAGCGAUUCACAUGUACAUCAUUUGUUUAGUCGCUGACCUUCGGAAAGUGAUGUUACACCGCGAAAAUUGCGUUAUCAGCUUAUCAGGAAUACGGUGUUUUUAUUUCAAGCACCUAACGGUCGUUUUGUAAUGUUUACCUGGAAUUUCAAUAAACACAUAAUAGUUGUAAGUUGAGUCCGUUUUUGUAAUAGCAGUUUAAUUAAAAACGGAUAUAGCGCAGUUUUGUUGUGACAGUGUUAGUUUGUGCAAUACUCGUGGAUGAACUCGGUGCUAUUUUGAUAUAAUUUUGAAGGAAUUAUUCUCCAACGAAGACCAUCACUGACGGAAUAAAAGCCCUAACGUCCAUCAGAAUGUCCCCAUAAUUUGUUCCAAAAUGAACAAAAAUCCGCUAACUGAUCCUCCCUUUUCAUUACUUUUAAUCUAGUCUUUACCAUGGACCCCAUACGUCUCCUCGCCUUCCAGAUUUUAACCCUAUGGACGAUUCUAGUACAAGUACACUGCUGCGACUUGGAGCAAAUGUUCGGUGAGAGACAGGUGAGCGUUGAAGAGAGCACGUUAGAGUGUGACGUGGCCUUCAGAGGGUUGGAUCUGCCCAGCGAGCGCCUCGCACUGUCGAAAGAUCCAGACGCGGAUGCAGAAGGAGGUGUGGUGGUCAACUUUGACCUGGUCAACACGUACAAAGGCGCCGACGUGCUCAGCAAGCUCGGAACCACUACCAGCUAUAGACGUGUCAACGUAACUUUUCCAUGGUACAUUCAGCAACGAAAUUGCCCAGAAGGCAUGGACGUACCAUCCGAGUACAUAGUGUUCUGCAAACUGGUCGGCAACCGUUUUCGCGUCGUCUCGCUGGCGAAAUGGGACGAAGAGUCAGAUGAAAGGGUGUGGCUCGCUUUAGGGUGGAGCAAAUGGAGUGAGUGGUCUUCCUGCAGUGUGACUUGUUCGAUGGGAAUUCAGCAACGUACGAGGCAUUGCCUUGUAGAAGAGUGUCAAGGUUUCAACGUGGAGCAGCGACAUUGCAAUCAGUUUGGAUGCGACGAAGCAGUUAAUCCCUUAGAGCUGUCUGAACAUAAGUUCUUCCAUCCGUCCAAAGAAAUAUGGCGGAGGGUACCAGAUAGACCGGCAGCUUGGCACCUGGAGCCCAACUCCUACAUUUGGCUGCCGUCUGCGCAGCUGUUCAGAAAUCAAAAGGACAGGCCUUUCCCUAAGCAGUUUGCUAUGUUCAUCACGAUUAGAAUAAUAAACUCGACGUUAGGGACGAUACUGAGUUUGCGUUCAAGAAGUCGGCAAGAUACGUACCUGUCGUUGGAAGCAGCUGGCGGGAAUACAGGAGACUUGAAGCUGGUCCACGCAGCUGCGAAUGGCACCGAUGUUUUGAGAAUACCUGCGAAGUUGAACGACGGACAUUGGCACCAAGUUGCUCUCAGCAUUCGUGACGACAGUGUAGUUGAUACCUACGUAGACUGCGAAUGGUCAAGAACUGACAUCCUAAGAACCCACACAUUGGACAUUCCAGAUGAUUCGGAUCUCAUGAUUGGAUACCUGUUCGCAGGUGAUUUGGAGCAGUUGACAAUCGUCCCGGACCCCAGACUAGUCAGUCUGCAAUGUUCUUCUUUGCGAACGCCUAUCAUAGAUCCAGAUUUCACGGAUACCAUCGGCACACUUCAGCAAAGGAUCGGAAAACAUAUUUUGGUUAAAAUACAUAAAAGCAAUGAUGAAACUCAUACUGACUGAAUGUUUCGAUAUUAUUCUAAAAUAUGGUGCUGUCAGGAGUGUUGUCUAGUAGUGUGGAAAUUCUUGGCUACUUUUGGGCAUUGAAACAUCGAUCUUGACUUAACAGGAUCAGUUGCCGUCCAACAGUCUGAAAAAAUCAUAGCUGAUUGUGCAAGGAUCUUGACUGUUCUGCCAUACGACUUUAGCUUUAAGUUAUAUUUAAAGCCAAGAUGGUUUAUGCAGGGUGGUUCCUAAUUGAAUAUCAAUAUUUUAGACGGCGGUUUUUUGGUCCAUUUUAAAAGGAAAAGUUCAUAUACAAGGUAUAAAUUAAGCAUGUGCUAACAGACGAUUCUUUGAGACGAGUUUAAAAAAUGAUUUUUCGUAGAUAUCUCAAGUAUACCUUAUUUUGUUGUAAUUUGGUGGUGUUCAUAAUAUUAAGGAGCUGGCAUCACGAGCAGGAUCUGAACGAAUAUUUGUAAAAAAAAUUUGGUCAAUUUUUAUUAUGUUAGUUGGAUUAGGCGAAUGAGAAAACGGUUUUUUUUCAGUUUGAAUUUUUUUGUAUCCUGCCUAGCUUUGGAGAAAAUGAAGUCCACUUAAUUGCAUAUCUCUGGACCACAAAGGAAUAUGGGGAAACGUAUCUUUUGUAAAUUAUUUUUUUUAUAAUGUUUCAUCAAUUAUAUAACAACAAUAACAAGUACUAAAUAAUAUCAACUUAGCUAGUAAUGAAAAUUUAUACAAAAAAUAAUUUCCUUCUGUGGUCCAGGGAAUUAAGUGGACUUUUCUUUGUCGAAAACUUACCAAGGUACGAAGUUCUAUUUCUAUUUGCUUAAUUGACAGAACAUAAUAAAAGUCGCACAAAUGUCAUUAAUACCACCACCAAAUUAUAACAAAAUUAGGUAGAGGAUAUUCAAGACAUUUCCGAAAAAACAUUCUUUAAAUUGCACCCGGUAUCUUGGAACCGAAAAAUUUACCGACGUAUGUUUAUGUGAAGUGUUUGUCUUGAAAUUACGCAAAGAAUCGUUUGUUACUUAAUCAACAGUCUGUAUGCGUAUGUUCUAAGUUUCCUAACUUUGAGAUACAGCAUGGUUGUCUUCAAAAAUAAAUCUUACUUCAUAUAUUUUAAUGAAAUUUGACCCACUAUGUAUCAAGAGACAUUUUGGUACACAUUGAUGACAUGCCACUGAUUUCUCUUGAAAUAAAAAUUAUUUUUAAAAUCCCGAAUCAUUUUUAAGCAAAUUUUAUCCGAUGCACGGCUUUCGCUUGGAAAAUUAAGCCGUUUUCUCUGUAUGAGAACGACAAUAUCGUUAAUAUGACAAUAUUACCAUGCAAAGAAAUAGGUUUUAUUUAUUUAGGUUAAAGCGAAGCGUUGGACUAAAAAUUCAAGAGAUCAUAAAUCGAAAACACACUCUAUUUUUUUCAUUUCCAGAGAAUUCAGCAGUGUUCCAAUUAUUGAUUCUUAAACCUUUACCUUCCUGUAUCUCAAAAUCUAAGACGCUUAGAAAUAGACGCAAAAAUAGCCCUCUCAACUAUUGACAUCCAAUUAGGAAACACUCAGUAUAAUUGUACCGAAAUAAACAUUUAUUAUUUCUUUUGUAUUCAUUUUUUUAUAAAACAUCGACUUUUCAGCAGUAGGCUUGUUACUAUUUUCGUGAUGUGUUUUGAUAUUUCAUACUUCUUGGAUACUGGUCCAAGCUGAUUAUUGCAAAAGCGAAGAGGACUUCAAAAUUCAACGCAUUGUAUACCUAAAAAUAUUUUAUUCGAAAAUGUACUAUUCAACUGCCAGAUAAAUAUCACUUUUUCAAUAAUUUAGUUGGUGAAUUACAAUUUGUACAGGAUGUUUUUAUAUUAACGAUGAGCUUGGCUAUAUAUGUGUGUAUAUAAUAUAGUAUAAGUAAAAUUUCUAGUUUGAUGUUAUGCUUUUGUAAUAGAACAAAUCUCGUCGUAGUUAUACAGAGCAACAAAUGUUGAGAAGUAUUAUUGUCUUUCGGAGACUCUAAAAUGAUAAAUUUGAAUUACAGAAACGUUACGCCUUUCUAUAACCAUGCCGAAAAGCAUAAAACAAACGUUUUACUAUUCAAUCAAAAUAUUAUAUUUGUUACUUGGUAAUCACAGUUUAUCGGAGAUAUAAAUGUUGUGUAACUUUCAUUUGGAUUUUACCUGCAAAACAAUAUGCACUCGUUAAAUAUAACACGUUGAAUACGGGGUAUUUGGUUAUAUCAAAACAAAGAAUAAUAAAAGAACCCAGCACAAAACGUAUGAAAAAUCGGUCCACGUCGAUUUGUCUAAAAAUUCGGAAUAAUAUAUUUUUCGCCUUCCUGAACAAAAGUUCUCAUGGGACUAAGUAUGGUUAGUUUCUGAGAAAUGAGGAGGUGAAGUUUGCCGAUUUGCAAAAAUGGUGAAUGUGGAUUUAAAAUUGAUUUUUAAAUUCCUAGCGAAAACCAAUUAAAUGCAGCAGGUACCAAAUCCAUUAGACUUAUUCAUAUAAAAUAGCUAUCGCUCUUAUUUAUAGAUACCACCUUCCAAUUAUUAUUGAGGGGAGAUGCUAAUGCUGAAUUAACGCAACGUCAGACUAGCGUCCGAUGAUGUAGAAUGUAUCCCCACACAAGGCAUUUACUCACGGUUUAAAAAUCCAAUAAAGUAUAAACUGUGGAUAAGUUAUAAUCAGUUUUAUGAAAAAAAUGAGGACUUACCUGAUGAGUAUGCAAUAAUUAAUGACCAUUAUAGCAAAUGUAAAGCCGCAGGCAUGUUUUUUUUAUAUCUUACCCGUACAGACCAAAACAAAGAUCUGAAAUUAAUAGUGAAUAAAUUACAAUACCUUAAAGCUAUGCUACAUUUUUUUCGAUUUCAAAGUCACUUGACCUUGAAUCAACCCGGUGAAGUUCAUAAUUUAAGGGAACGAAACAACUCGGAAUUGUGUUAUUUUUUUAAUUAUCGAACAACUCGUAUUUCAGUGUCAACGUGUAAAGGAAGAUUGCUUUUGAAUUGACUUUUAAGGGCCAUUGCCAAGAUCACCAUUAAACCUCACACGUUCCUAAAAGGUUUUUAAAUGAAAUUAUUUCGAGUAACAAUUCUUAGAGUAUUAGAAAACGAAUCAUAAGACUGUUUUGGUCACAAGUCGACUUUUGUUCAGGAAGGCGAGAAGUAUAUCAUGCUGAACUUUUAGAUAAAUCAGCUGCGACCCAUUUUCCAUAUGUUUCGUCCUUAAGUAAAGAAAAUAGCGGAACAGUGAUACACCUUUUGGUUUGACUACUAUGAAUUAUAAAAAAUGAUUUAGAAUACUAUACUAUUUUCAACAUUAAAACGUAUUAAACGUGAAUUAAGGAACACGAUGGGCCGAGAACGUCUUAAUCAUCUCACUUUGUUGAAUAUCGAGCAUGAUUUGCUUAAAGAAGUCGUUACUCUCUCUAAAUUUGCCCAUAUUAAAUCCAGAAACGUUUAUUUGUAACAAUUUUGUUUUAUUUAAUACCCUAAACUUGAGGACCUAAAGCAAACCAAGACCUUGACGGAAUUUGCUACAGGCCCCGCGCUGGCUUAAUCCGGCGCUGUAAGCAAUGGAAUAUAUUUCACCACGUCUCCUCCUUACUCUUGCACGGCCAUCAUGUGUGCCCAAACAGAAUCUGGACUCAUCUCUAAACACGACUGAUUGCCAUUCCAUGUUCCAUUCAAGUCUCUCCCCACUCCAAACCUAUCGUUGCCGACUAUACUGUGACGUCAGAGGUAGUACAAGAAGGGGACGGUAUGAAAAUGGUACAAAAGACCUUAUUCUGUAACUCGUCGAUUUUGGCCUUCUUGGGUCCACGGUCUACAACAUCUCAUUACAGUAGCUUCGUUUCGAUUCACCUCGAGAAAAUCCGGCUUCAACCCGAUAUACGACCCGCUCUCAAACUCGCACCUCUAGGCAUGAUAAUGCGAUGAAACAAAUGGAACCAACACAGAAAAAUCGCUAAAUAUUAAGAUGACAUGUUCACAUUGUUCGGAUCCUGAUAUGCCUUUACAAAGAAAAAGUACUGCUCGGAAUGCCUCCAACAUUUUAUCAGCGUGUACGUCCAGGAUAGCAAAGAUGUUUACAAGUGUUUAUCAAAGUUCGAUUAAUAAUUCUGUGUGUUGCAUUUUAUGUAUCACUUAGUACAAUUUGGACUGCAAAUGUAGCAGAUCUAUUGUCAACCGAAUAUCCCGUAGAAUCUUCAUAUAGUCAGCAGAUGUAACUUUGCCUUACAAAAUACCUUGAUGAUGUAUGUACAGCGUAUAGGAUAAUGGAAAAUAAAGAAUUCACUUUUUGUGGGGCAAAGUCUAUCAUCUUUGCCAUGCGGCUUAAAGUCUUGGUUUAUAUUACGCAAAACUGACAAUAACAGAUUUUUCGUUUCGACAUUCUAGGUGAAUUAAUGUGUUGUAAAUAAAUAUCCAUUUUUUUAAAUAA